UGGUAGGGAGCUGGUUAACACUGACACGGCUGGCUGGUUUUAAUAGGGAGGUAGUGAGAGAGGGCGAGGUACAGCACGCAGCACAGCCGACACCUGCGAGCACUUGGCUGGACGCGUACAGGGGGUGCGCGACUGACUCUGGAGGACCAACGGAUUUAUUCCUCGUAAUAUCCUGAAACGAUGACAAUGCGAAUGUAGAUGUGAAAGGUGUUUUUUUUUUUUUUAGCUUCACGUAUUUCUCUAAGGGUAGCCGGUUAAUGUACUUUAGUAGAUGCGACUGUUGGAAACUUAGGUAACUCACAGACAAACUAAGCGAAAACCGAAAAGCUUACAAACAAAUGGACAUUGACGCGUUUUUGUGAGUUUUUAAGUUUGUGACUGGUUUCUUCGCGUCGGACAGCUGUGUGCCACGGAAUGUAACAUCUUCCCAUCUUAAGUUACCUGGACUGACUAGAAAUCUCAGUGGGUUUACUGCUGUCAUUAUCAUCAACAUGAUUCAAACGCUGCAACUCAUCCUGAGUUUGUGUGUCUGGGGUUGUCAUGGCAACAUCCGCACAGCACCCCGAGUGCACCUGUCAUAUAGAGAGUUACUGGAGACAAAAACCAUACGCCCGUUCAGCUUUUCCUUCAACACCAGUGACUACCGAAUUCUGCACAUGGACCAGGACCAAGGACGGCUCUACCUGGGCAGCCGUGAAUAUGUGGUCUCCCUGGACAUGCAAAAUGUCAAUAAAGAACCCCUUAUUAUUCACUGGCCAGCAACAACACAAAGAAAGGGAGAGUGUAAAUUAACCGGAAAAGGUGGACAGGGUGAGUGUGCUAACUUUGUACGUCUGAUCGAGCCAUGGAACAGGACUCACCUGUAUACCUGUGGCACAGGAGCUUAUAAACCCAUCUGCACCUUCAUCAACAGAGGCUGGAGAGCUGAGGAAUAUCUCUUCCGGCUGGUUCCUGGUUAUGUGGACUCUGGAAAAGGAAAGUCUCCAUAUGACCCCCACCAAGAGAACGCUGCAGCUCUGAUUAAUGGGAACCUGUAUUCUGGAGUGCACGUGGACUUCAUGGGUACUGAUCCAGCUAUCUUUAGGACAUUGGGGGACAGGCCUGCUGUCAGAACAGAGCAGUAUGACUCUCGAUGGCUAAAUGAGCCUGUGUUUAUAAAAAUUCAGAAGAUUCCCGACAGUGCCGAGAAGAAUGAUGACAAACUUUAUUUUUUCUUCCGGGAGAAGAGUUUAGAUGCUUCAGGGGGCAGUGCUCCGAGCGUUCUCGCAAGAGUGGGCAGAGUCUGUCUGAAUGAUGAUGGCGGUCAAAGGUCAUUGGUGAAUAAGUGGACAACAUUUCUCAAAGCACGCCUAGUCUGUUCUGUGAUUGGUGCAGAUGGUGUUGAAACUUACUUUGAUGAACUGAGAGAUGUUUUCAUACAGAGGACCCAUGAUGAGCGCAGCCCCAUCGUGUAUGCGGUGUUCUCCACAGCUGGCUCUGUGUUUAAAGGCUCUGCUGUGUGUGUAUACUCUAUGGCUGAUAUCAGAAAUGUUUUCAAUGGGCCCUUCUCUCACAAACAUGGUCACAACUACCAGUGGACACCCUACACUGGAAAAAUCCCCUACCCUCGACCGGGGACUUGUCCUGGAGGAACCUUCACCCCUGAUCUCCACACCACUAAGGCCUUUUCUGAUGAGGCUGUAAACUUUGUGCGUGCCCAUCCACUGAUGUAUCAACCCAUAUACCCAAUACACAAGCGUCCCCUGGUGGUCAGGACAGGUGUUGAUUACCGUUUUACCACCAUUGCUGUUGACCUGGUGGAUGCUGUGGAUGGGAGAUAUGAGGUGCUCUUCCUGGGCACAGAUCGUGGAACAGUCCAAAAGGUGAUUGUCUUACCAAAAGACAUCAGCACAACAGAAGAGCUAAUUUUGGAGGAGGUUGAAGUUUUCAAGAUGCCAGCACCUGUGAAAACUCUGAAGAUGUCUUCUAAAAGGCAACAAUUAUAUGUGUCAUCAGAAAGGGGUCUUACCCAGGUGUCCCUGCACAGGUGUGCUGUUUAUGGCAAGGCCUGUUCAGACUGCUGCCUGGCCAGAGAUCCCUAUUGUGCUUGGGAUGGAGAAACCUGCUCUGCUUUCACCCCGGCUACCAAGAGGAGAAGCAGGAGGCAGGAUAUCAAACAUGGAGAUCCCUUACGCCAAUGCCGAGGCUUCAAUGCUAAAGUAGAGAAGCGUCUGAGGGAGACAGUGCAGUUUGGGGUCGAGGGGAGCAGCACAUUUCUGGAGUGCCAGCCGAGGUCUCCUCAGGCCUCCGUCAAAUGGCUCUGCCAAAAGGACGGCAAGCGGAAAGCACUCAGUCGGGAUCAAGAAGUCUUGAAGACGGGUCAAGGCAUCCUGCUGAAAUCACUCACCCAAUCAGAUGCCGGGCUUUACCAUUGCCUGGCAACCGAAAACAACUUCAAACACACCGUGGCCCGCAUCUCUCUACGGAUCCUGGACCGGGAGAUUGUCGAUGCACUGACUGAGCCGGACAACCCCGUAGAACCCGAGCAUCGUCGCCAUCAUUCGCAUCAUCACCCUCCACCCCCGCCCCCUCCUCCCCAGACACCCCCACCCCCUCUGCAGCUCCACCCACAGCCAGAGGUGCGCCUAAUCAACCAGUACUGCCAGACCUACAGGCAGCAGAUGCAAAGCCAAGCCCACAAACCCAAACGCAACAACCGCAGACACACAGGCGAACAGGAAGAGGAGGAACCACAGGAGCAGUGAAAGGAACAGCAUCUUCUCUGUGAACAUUGUCCCAUCACCAUGUACUGUCAUCUUUUAGUUAAUUGAUUGAUUCAUUAGAUUGAUUCAGUUGAUUCUUUAGAUUUAUCAGACUGUGUCUGAACCCAUUUUUGGUUUUCAUUUUGAGGUCCACUGCCCACCAAAGUCAGUUCAAUGUAAUUUGUUUGUCCUACUUUAUACACACAUAGUAAUGCAAUGCUUUGAAGUGUACAUGAAUCUGAGCAUAUUAGAGCCGAGUCUGUCUGUCACUGAACAGAUUAUAGCGUAAAAGGCCCGAUUUCGGUCAUAGUGACCAAAUUUGUAGUUACUGCCUUUUUAUGGCAAUGUAGUUUGAUGUUCUGUGCUCUGCUCCCCCAACCAAUUUCAUUCUGGCUGUGAUAUGCUCAUAUCCCCACUUACGUUUGUCAUUUUCUAUGGUGAGGUUUGAACAAAGUUCUUUAACAUUUUUAAAUGUACUCAAUAAAUUCCUAUACAGUGUCCAGCCAAACCAGCAAAACUACUGCCAUAUUAUGUAAAAUAUGCUAUUCCCUAUCCUAAAAGAUUAGCGCAUUGAUGACUACAGUGUAAAUACUACCAGAAGUUUUCGAAACUGUUUUGCAAUAGAGGCAUCAGAGCUGCAAAAAUAUUUUGGGAUUUAUUUAGAGAUCGCUGAUUCAAUCGAGAGUCUUUAAAUCCCUCGACCAUGAAAUAUUGCAAUGGAAGGAAUGUUCUGGAUCAUUUGAGCACAAUUCCCUGAGGAUGCUUGGGUGUACUUAGUUGCAAGACUAUAAUUAUAACUCAAUAUAUCUUGACAUCAUUUUAAGUAUUGAAGUUUUUACUCUUCUUAGCUUUUACAUUUAUAUUCAGAUUUUCUACAAGUCCCUGUAAGAAAAAGUCUAUGAUAUUAUUAUUGAUCCAUGACAGAAAUUGAAAGCCUGAAAACUGAAAAGCAACUUUCAUGAACAGUAUGACAUUUUCUUUAUGAACUGAACUGGAUGAUUCUGCUUGGUUAACCAUGUUGGCGAGUUUCAGUUAAAUUAUUAUUCCGGGUUCAAUACAAGUUCAGCUCAAUCGACAGCAUUUGUGGCAUAAUGUUGAUUACCACAAAAAUGUAUUUUGACUCGUCCCUCCUUUUCUUUAAAAACAAAUCUGGGUUACAGUGAGGUACUUACAAUGGAAGUGAAUGUGCCAAUCUGUAAACAUUAAAAUACUCACUGUUUCAAAAGUAGAGACACAAGACAUAAACAAUAUGUGUGGUAACAUGAUCAUAUUGUGUAAAGUUGAAGCCAAUUUUACAACUUUGUUGACAUGGUAAUAUAAUGUCAUCAAACCCUAAAACUACUUUAAAAUUAUAAUACAUGAGUUUUAACAGAUGUAGUCAUGUAAGUGCUUUUAUAAAAUUACAAGCUUCAUUUUCUGGAUUUUAACCCUCCAAAAACUGGCUUCAUUCCUCUCUGUAACCUUGA
This is a messenger RNA of Xyrauchen texanus (razorback sucker), 4207 nucleotides long. RefSeq names its product semaphorin-3F-like. The record is from RefSeq and is a predicted model, not a curated record. Gene Ontology annotation, molecular function: semaphorin receptor binding; chemorepellent activity. Lineage: Eukaryota; Metazoa; Chordata; Actinopteri; Cypriniformes; Catostomidae. Gene Ontology annotation, biological process: negative regulation of axon extension involved in axon guidance; positive regulation of cell migration; negative chemotaxis. Bases 492 to 2744 code for a protein of 750 amino acids. The transcript is spliced from 18 exons.